AGCCUAAAGGGAAAGGGAACAAAGGGAAAGAGAUAGUGGUUGGGGGAAGUGGAACAAAAGCGUCCAACACUAAAUCAAAAACCUAUUUCCUUGAAAAUUAUAAAGUGCAAAAUUUGAGUGGUAAGUGCAAUGUGAUGAAAACUAUGAUGUUGGGAUUAAAAGAAGGGGAGCACGUUAAGGUACAUUGCACUAAAAGGACAUUCAAUAUGGAAAAGGACUUUGAAAUUAGUGUCACCGUUGAAGACACCGAUCAACUUCUCUCGGGAGCAUGGCUCAAUAUAUCAAUAAUACAAGUUUUUGCUACGGCUUUGAGUGAGUUGUGUUUUCACGAUGAUUGUCACCCCAAUAGUAUUGGAUUCAUGUGCCCGGAGAUGAUCUCGGCCACCAUGUUAAAGUCCGAUGCAGAUCGAAUUCUAUUGUACAUGACGAGGUCCAUGAGUGCACUUAGUUCUAAGACAUUCAUCUUAUGUCCAUACUACGAAAAGAGUCACUGGAUGCUUUUAGUUCUUUGCUUGUCUAAACGUGAGGUCUACAUAUUUGAUUCUCAACAGAAGAAGAGAAAUUUGAUGAUUAAGGAGCCACUAAACAAUGCUUUUCGGAGUUACAAGAGACUAGGUGGACAAUCUAAGGGAACUAAAUUAACAUGGAUUCCAGCACAGUGUGCUCAACAACCGGGAUCACUAGAUUGUGGCUACUACGUCAUGCGUUUUAUGUACGACAUAAUAAUGAAUCAUGGUAAUAGUCAAGAUCUUACUAAGGAUUUUUCAAGAACAUUGCCUUAUUCAGCGGAGGAGAUUAAUGAGGUGAAAGAUUUUUGGGCAGAUUACUUCAUGAACAAUGUCGAAUUUUUAGCUUAAUUUGUAAUAUGAACUUGAUCUCUAGCUAGCUACGUACCUUUGUUGUAAUAAUUUUAUGUUUGUUGUAACAUGUUGGUUGAUCGAUCUAUGACGAAUUUAAUUGCCUUUUAUUGGGAACGUUAAUUACGUUGUAAACUUUUGUGACAGGUAUUAAUUAUAAAUGUAUUCCCGGUAUUGGGAAUGAA
Messenger RNA from Spinacia oleracea (spinach), 1042 nucleotides. Its product is annotated as ubiquitin-like-specific protease 1. Lineage: Eukaryota; Viridiplantae; Streptophyta; Magnoliopsida; Caryophyllales; Amaranthaceae. Gene Ontology annotation, biological process: proteolysis. The record is from RefSeq and is a predicted model, not a curated record. The transcript is spliced from 6 exons. Bases 135 to 857 code for a protein of 240 amino acids. Gene Ontology annotation, molecular function: cysteine-type peptidase activity.